GCGCCGGAAGUGGUCGUCUUGAGCAGGGGUGGGAGAGAGGCUGGCCAAGCAGUUCAUUCGGCUGUUGCUGGUCGCCUCGGUAAGGCGUACUUUCACUCCUUUCCGAGAGUCUGGCUCAGUUCUCCGCCUCGGCCAGAAUGGACUUCAGGGAAAUUCUCCUGAUAGCUUCCAAAGCACAAGGUGUCAACAACAUACCGAAAAGAUAUAGUUUGGCAGUGGGCCCUCCCAAAAAAGACCCAAAAGUUAAGGGUGUCCAGUCCGCAGCUGUCCAGGCUUUUCUCAGAAGAAAAGAAGAGGAGCUCAGACAAAAAGCGUUAGAAGAGAAAAAGAGAAAAGAAGACCUAGUGAAAAAGCGAAUUGAGCUAAAACAUGACAAGAAAGCAAGAGCUAUGGCCAAAAGGACAAAGGAUAAUUUCCAUGGUUAUAAUGGGAUUCCUGUUGAGGAAAAGUCAAGGAAGAGGCAAGCAGUGGAAAGCCACACCAGCCAGGGAACAGAACAAGAGUAUGAGAUGGAAGAGGAUGAAUACUUAGAAUACAAUCAAGCAGAGUCAGAACAGGACUGUGAGGAAGAGCAAGAGCCUCCCAAAGUUGAAAGCAAACCAAAGGUCCCCCUUAAAAGUGCCCCACCACCCAUGAACUUCACUGAUCUACUCAGGCUGGCUGAGAAAAAGCAGUAUGAACCGGUGGAGAUAAAGGUAGUGAAGAAGACAGAAGAGCGGCCUAUGACUGCAGAAGAACUUAGGGAACGAGAAUUCCUUGAACAGAAGCGUAAGAAGAAGAAAGCUGAGACAGAUGCAAGACAGCCUCCAACCAAAAAAGUACCCUCUCACAAAGAAAGUGUGGGCACAAAACUUAGCAAAGGUUCUGGAGACAAGCUUCCUUCUUCUAAGGGUACUCCCCUUCCUCAUGCUGAGAAGAAAUCCAGACCCAGCACAGCUAAUGAGAAAUACUCAGGCUUAUCUUCAUCUAAAUCCAUGCCAGGAGAGAGGACCAAAGUGGUAUCUGGCAAUUGCUCCCAACCCUUGCUUCGUGAGGGCCGUGACAGACCUGUUUUCAAUGGGGCUGGAAAGCCCCACUCCAGCACCUAUUCACCAAGUGUCCCAAAGACUUCUGCUAAAGAGACUCAGAAAUCUGCUGCUGAGCACAAAGCCAAAAAGUCUCCUCCUCAUCCUAGCCAUUCCAGGCCUGGGCCCAUGGCCACCCCACACAAUAAGGCCAAGAGUCCAGGUGUCCGGCAGCCAGGCAGCAGUUCCAGCUCAGCCCCUGGGCGGCCUAGCACAGGGACCACUCGGCCCACAGUUAAUUCUGGCCCUGUGCCCAGGCGCCAGAAUGGCAGCUCUAGCUCAGGACCUGAGCGAUCAGUCAGUGGGAUCAGGAGGCCAGCCGCUGACUUAAAUCCCCAUGGACGGACAGUCAGUGGUGCAGGUGACCUUGGACGACCUGCAAGUAGCUCAAGUGGGCCUGGGCGACCUGUCAGUGGCUCCAGUGGUUCUGGGAGAUCUGUGGGCAGCUCUGGUGGCCCUGGGCGGCCUGUGAGCAGUCCACAAGACCUUCGACGACCAGUGAGUGGCUCAGGACCCCCAGGGCGGUCAGUUGGUGGCCCUGGGCGAUCAGUAAGUGGCCCAAUUCCAGCUGGACGGACAGUCAGCAGUUCAGGCCCCGGAAGACCAGUGAGCAGCUUGGGACCUGGGCGAACAGUUAGUACCUCAGGUGCCCCUCUGAAGCCCAAAUGCACUGUUGUCUCAGAAACAAUUUCUUCCAAGAAUAUAAUCAGUCGGCCCAGCAAUGGACAGAUGAAUGGAAUGAAGCCUUCCUUAUCUGGCUACAGAUCUGCCCAAGGUCCUCAAAGGCUUCCCUUCCCUAGUGGUUACAAAAGGCAGCGAGAGUAUGAAGAGGAGGAAGAUGAUGAUGAGUAUGACUCUGAAAUGGAAGAUUUUAUCGAAGAUGAAGGAGAACCUCAGGAAGAAAUAUCCAGGCACAUUCGAGAAAUCUUUGGCUAUGACCGAAAAAAAUACAAAGAUGAAAGCGAUUAUGCCUUACGUUACAUGGAGAGUAGUUGGAAAGAGCAGCAGAAGGAAGAAGCAAAGAGUUUAAGACUAGGUAUGCAAGAGGAUUUAGAGGAAAUGAGACGUGAGGAAGAAGAAAUGAGACGUCGAAAGGCCAAGAAGUUGAAGAAGCGUUAGCUGCUGCUUUUAUUUAUUUUUGUGAAAUUCUGAAGAUAUUCUGCUGCAAGGAAGUCCUGCCUUCAGACUGAAGAAGCCCCCUUAUUGUUUUAGAAUUAUACUUGGGUACUCAAAGAGAAGGAAUGCAUACUGUCAUCUGUCUGCAGGCUGUCGUUUGAGCAUAAAGUAUUUUAAAAUACUUUCCAGGGUGGAAUCUAUAAUGCAGUUGAUACAAUGCCCAGUGAGUGCUCUUACGAAACUAACUGUUCACAGGUGCCAGCCUUGGUCCUGAUGAGCUAUGCACUCUGAUGUGGGGCCCCUCACAGGUCAUCCAAUCUUGUAUUGUUUCUUUGCUACUCUAAAAAGGAAAAAAAAAGGAUUGCCUCUUUACUUCCAUAAUUCUGCUGAUGUGUGAGUACAGCACUGCCUGGCUCCCAAUCAAAUUUAUUUUGUCUUUUUGUGAGGAACCUGGCCCUUCCAUGAAUGUUGCCAGCAAAAAGUGACCUGUCAUAAAUGUUUGGUUUGAGAACUUGAAAAUCUAGAGUAGGUGUUACAAUUAUAUGGAUAUCAUCUUUGUGACUUUGAAGUUAAAAAGUAGAAUAAAUUGUAUUGUAUUCUGCAUUAUCCACGGAUUGGAUGCUGAGCAUUCUUAUUCACUAAUUUAGGUGAUUAGGCAAUUAGCAAAAAUUUUUCCAAGUUAAAAUACAAGUUAUGCCAUUUUGUAUAAGGAUAUUCUUUUCCAAGUUUUACUUUCAGGUUUACUGUUAUGUUGGCUUUAGUGUAAAAUAGACAAGGUCACUGUGCUGAUUGAUUUUUAUCUAAAAAAUUCAUUUUUAUAUUGAAGGAAAAAAUUCUUAUUUUGUUCAAACAUUAGAUUUGGAUGAGUAAUAGUUUAAAAAAAUAAGGAAGUGACAUGUGAGGCUCCCUUCCUCCCCAUUUCCCUGCCCCAUUAUAUUUUGGAAUCCAAGGUGCCCCAUACCUUUUGGUGUUAAUGACUGCAUUUUUAUCUAAAAUUCCUUGGUAAUUAAUGGCAAAAACCAAAAACUAAGUUCAUGUAUAUUAAGAUCACCUUCUCUUUUUGCCCAUAUUGCACUUUUAUUUCAAACUAUGCACUGUGAAGAGACUUUUUCCCAGGUAGGAAACGAUGUUCCCUGUUACUGGUGUUUACUAGGCUGUGGAACUUCUUCGUUCUCACCUUUUUUCAAGUCAUAUCUAUAGACUUGUUAUAUCUCUUAAGCCUCAAGUCCAAGCAAUUCCAAUCAAGCUGACCUAAGUUCUGGAUAGAGAGAAGCCAAAUCUCAAGGAGAGUCAGCAACAGAAAAUGAGAUAACGGUGAUGCUAGAGAGCCUUUGUCCUUGACCCAUAAGUGGAGGGUAGGGUACUGUGGGACAUAAGCUUAUAGAACAGUUCUACAAUAAACAUUGUGGCUAUCUUAAGCCAUUGGUCAGUGGGGAUUAGGAAGUAGGAGAGGCUGUCCUACAAGAAUCCUUACUCUUCAACAGGUCUGAAAGUUGUUUUUGUGUAUUCCUUUUUAUCCAUAAAGCUUUCUGUAUUCUCAAGUUUGGGUGUUAAGAUUACCACUGUUAGCCUCCCUUAAUGGGAUGACCAGGUGACUCAGUCCUUUUAAGACUGACUCAUUUUGAACUGAGUUUCAGACUUUAAAAAUGCAAGGAUUUAAUUUUGAAGUUGAAUCCUAUGAAAGGUGUCUUCAUCACUAGGAAUAACACCCUUCUAAUGAUCACAUAGAACUGUUAAACACUGACGGCAGAAAAUCCUCUUGACUGCCUUUCACCUAUCUCAGAUACCUUCAGUGAAAUUGGCUCAAGGGUAGUGUGAUAUUCCAUGUAAUAAAACAGGUGUGGAACAUUACUUCCUUUACUGUCACUUAUGUGCUUUUUUCCCCUUUCAGAAGUUUGCUUGAAUAUUUUUUUCAAUAUUCAACACUCUUUGAAAUCUGUAAUUACAAUCAAGUGCUUGUCAUAGCUGAAAGAUUUCUGGUGGUUUAAAGCUUACUAGCACUUUACUCAAUGAUAUUGUGCAGUUAUUUGUACAGAAAGGCACCAUUGUGCUAGUUAAAAGUUCCAGAACUUGGUAGAGUCGGGUUGUGUCCUUAGGAGUCAUCACUUCUGGGUGCAUUUCUUCUAUAAUAUAGAUGUUGAUUUCAGUUUUCUUCAGCAUCAGCAUUAUAAAAGGGCACAUCUGUAGCUCAUUUAAAAAAAAAAAGUUCUGAUCUUUAAUCAUGGCCUUGUUUCUAAAUCCUGUCUUCCAUUUUGUUCUGCAAUUCUUGACCACUUACAAAAAGCUCAUAAACCUUUGAAAAAAACUGGAAUAGGCUGUUAUAUUAUCAAGGUUUACACAUUAAGUGCUUGAUUUUUAAUGUAUCCUCUACUGUUUUGAUUUUCAGAUUUUAUUAAUAUUUGAAGAUGUGCCUUUUAUUGGGUAAUGUUAAGUCAUGAAUGUAGUAAUGUUAUUUCAUUAUUGUAAUAAUGUUACAUGGUCAUGGAUGCGGCAUUCUCUAACAUGAUGUGAAGGGAAAGCAGUUUUCAUAAAACUCAUGGCUCUGAUUGCACAGUCCCACUUGCUUUAGAUAUUGCUAUGUCAAAGCAGGGGCACUUUCUUUAAAAGCUACUUUCAGAACUUGUCUUUGUAUUUUCUCUAUACAAACUAUAAUGCAAUUAUGUCCACUUUGGAGGCCAGGGUACCACAUGUCACAGGCAGCCUUACAUGUGUGCCGCAAGCAGGUUGAAAGACUGUUAAUGAGAAAGUCUGUGGGAACUCGAAAUUUCAUUUUUUAAAUGUAAUCCCCAAGAUCUUCUCCAAGAAAUAAAUUACUGUUUUGUAUUUUGUAACUUAAAAGCAGCUAUUAGUACAUUUCUGAGAUACAGCAGGAGACCAAAAUAUGUUUGGAAAGAGAAUAAAUAUAUGAAGAAAGACUGGUGGUUUUAUUUUCAAUGUGUUGAAUAUAUUAGACUACUAUUUAUUUUGUGAGUGGAUGUGAUGAAAUAAAUAUUCAGGUGUUUAGUGUAUGAUUAAGAAUGGGAUAUAGACUUCUUUGGAGUUACUAAAUCCAUCAUGUCUUUUACAUAAUGGACAAAUCAAGUUUAAAGAAACAUUUACAUAGCAUAGCUUGUUUUCUGGUGCUGUUGACCUGCAAGAGAAUCUACUUUUGCAUAUACAGAUAAAAAGUUUUGCAAUUUAUGUAUAAAUGAAAUUGUAGGCAUUAAAAUAUUUUAUUGAUAUUUUCA
Molecule: messenger RNA, 5407 nt
Organism: Camelus dromedarius (Arabian camel)
Lineage: Eukaryota; Metazoa; Chordata; Mammalia; Artiodactyla; Camelidae
Gene: SPTY2D1
Product: SPT2 chromatin protein domain containing 1
Exons: 6
Coding region: 138-2183 (681 amino acids)
Biological process (GO): nucleosome assembly; transcription by RNA polymerase I
Cellular component (GO): nucleolus
Molecular function (GO): DNA binding; histone binding
Source: RefSeq, a predicted model, not a curated record